Messenger RNA from Rotaria sp. Silwood1, 279 nucleotides. The record is from the annotation of a GenBank genome assembly. Lineage: Eukaryota; Metazoa; Rotifera; Eurotatoria; Philodinida; Philodinidae.
AUGUUUUUAUUUGCUCAAUCUAAUCGACGAGAUCUACAACCAUUACAUCCACAAAUUAAUUAUAAUCGUUUUCCUCAUAAUAUCGAUUCAAAUAAUAUACCUCGUCUUGGUCUACAUCAAUUGCCAUCAAUAUGUUUAUUUACAUUAAAAACUACAAAACAAAUAAUUAAUUGUAUAACUCUAUCAAAUGAGUGUCGUCUAUUAGCUAUUGGUUUUCAAUCAUCAGAAAUUUUGAUAUGUUCAUUAAAUUCUAAUAAUAAAUUGUAUUCAAUGAAAUAA